Molecule: messenger RNA, 1534 nt
Organism: Dioscorea cayenensis subsp. rotundata (Guinea yam)
Lineage: Eukaryota; Viridiplantae; Streptophyta; Magnoliopsida; Dioscoreales; Dioscoreaceae
Exons: 4
Coding region: 467-1357 (296 amino acids)
Source: RefSeq, a predicted model, not a curated record
CACAACGCCGACAUCAGGAGAUCAAUUGAUGGGAUUUCGAUUUCCACGCUUCGAUUCUUCUUCGUUUCUCUGUAGAUCCAUCGAAUUGGAUCUCUAGGGUUUCGAUUUGAUCCCUUUCCUCCUUUGAGAGCAUCAAUUAUGCAUUCGGUGCUCCGGGAAUUCGCUUGUUGCUGCGCUGCGACCAUGGUUCUCUCUCGGAUCUCCUUCAACGACGGUUCUAGUUUUCAUCGUCUCAAAAAUUUCAAGAAAUCAUACCCUUGUAGUUGUAGUAGUAGUAGUAGUAAUCUUAGCUAACACUAGCUUUCUUUGGGUCUUGAUCACCGUCUUCUUCUCUUGCUCUCUUUCUAUCUCUUUUUCUCUCUUCCCAUCCUUUCUUGAUUCAUUUGGGCGUUUUGUGCGAUCUUGGAGUUGGAUUUUGGGGGGAUUAGCGGACAUCGCAGCUUGAGGUGGGUGCUGAAGUAUCUGGAUGGGUGAUUUGACACCUUAUGCUGAUUUGGCUUCUCACCAUAUGUGCAAGUCUUUAUACAGUGGUACCUAUGAGAAAUCCUGCAUAGAGCAGGAGUACUAUACUUCUAGCCACUUGGACACUGUUGCGGCAACAUCUGCAGAAGAUUUGGUGGUUCAUGAACUUGGAGCUGGCCUCUGUAGAAUCCUUCAAGUCCAUGAUACUUGUAUGCAUUCAUGUCUCUGCAGCACAGCUUCGAAUCAUUUGACUUCUUGCUGUCAAAAGGAUAUAAAGUCUCUUUCUUUCGAAGCAGACAUGCAGAAAUGUACAAGUAAUUCUCCAGUAAUUCCAAGUUCAGGGUGGCUGCAAUCUCACCAUUUAGCUAUUGAUGGAGUGGAGGAAUCAAUUAAUAUUGUUGAUGUUAAAAACUUAUCACAGACUGGAAUUCUUUCAUCUUCAAAUUCAGUGGCGAUUCCUGUGAAGCUUAUAUCUUGUUUAAAAGGAGCCCGUGCCCUGCAUGGAAAGUCGCCAAACACAUCAUUUAGAGUCAAAUGGGCUCCAGAAGUCUAUGACCCGCCUGUGACCUCUGCAUCACGCACUGUGAAAAGUCACAACCAAAGAUCAAAAGCAAAGAGAAAGGAAUGUCACAAACAUAAGUCCGACAAGGGUAAAUCUGCUCGCAGGAUUAGCAGUGAACUAAAACAUGCAAACCGGAGAAGCAAAUACAAUGCAAUUGAUCCACGUAUCAUAAGGUUGCGUUCACUCAAUGAUAAAUCAGUGCCAUUGAAUUUUCGCCCGCAAAACAUCAAUGGUCUCGACUUCACUGCAACAGGACAAGACUCCAAGUGUGGAAACAGUUUCUACAUGGAAUUUCUUGCUAGCAUGCACACCCCCGUUGCUGAGGCCUCAUGACUGCAACUUUUAAUUGCCAAGCUUUUCGUAUUCUUGUUGCUGAAUGCUGAGACAUGAACUAUGUUUUAGGGAUUUGGAAGAACAUAAAUAAUUCUUUGAUCUCUUGCUUGUAAUAAAGUUGUAAAAGUCAGUGUUAUGCUGUUUGUCUUAAUACAUUUUAAUAGUUUUUUUAGCUUU